Molecule: messenger RNA, 5641 nt
Organism: Coregonus sp. 'balchen'
Lineage: Eukaryota; Metazoa; Chordata; Actinopteri; Salmoniformes; Salmonidae
Source: the annotation of a GenBank genome assembly
AUGGCGGCAUCCAUUUCGGGCUAUACUUUUAGUUCUGUGUGUUAUCACAGCGCUAACAGCAACUCUGAUCAUGUAAGUACAGGAAACAUUUUAAUGAAUUGGGAGAGAGUGCAUACAUUUGUUUAGUUACAACGGGUGUAUAUUUGGAUGUUAUUCUCAGGCAUAAACUCAGUGUAUUUCCCAGUGUCAUCUUCCUGUUGCUAGCUAGUUGCAAAUUUAGCUCAAUCACUUACAUAGCGAGACAUUUGCUAGCUAGUUGGCUAGCCUGCUAUGCUAGCUAUGUCAACCCAACUGACUUCCGUGGUGUCGACUGUAUAUAUAUAUUUUUGACAAUGCAACAUUGAUGUAGCCAUAGUUAGUUAGUUGGUUAACUAUAUUUGAAAAAUGUCAAUUGCAUCACCUUCUGCACAGCAAGUACUACAAAUGAACUAGUUAGCUUCUGGUCAUAUCAUUAUCAGAAAGAUAGAGCAAGCUAGCUAUCUAGAUUGUUUCCGCAUUAUCUACUGUAGCCAGUUAGCUAGUCAUGUCAAAUUAUCUAGCUAGCUAAUGUUAACUGGCUAAAAAUGUAGCUCCAUAUUUCUUGCUAAGUAAUUGUUUGUUGUAUUUUUUUUGUUGAGUAAUUUAUUCUAGCAAUGUUACCACACAGUUAGCAAGCUAGCUAGUUGGACAACUAGGAAGUGAAUUGAUCAAAUAAGUCAUCACCCAUUCAAGCCACACAAGUUUUUGUUUACCAUUAGAUAUAAGACUGGAUUGACACCUGCCAGCAAACUGAGUUGCAUGUCGAUGCUGCCUAAUGUUUCACCUGACAUUUGACACAUGAUUUGAUUUGACAAUGUGAAGGGAGAGCUUAAAGUGUCAGGCCUCAAACAGUGCUGUAUGAGUCAUUGUAGGAUUAGUAAUUGACUUCUGCCCAAUAUGUUGAUUGUUUCUCUAUCUAGGCCUAUUUCACGUUUUAUAAUUAGAAACAACUUUUUGCUCCUACAGGAGGGAUUCCUUUUAGGAGAAGUUAGGCAAGAGGAAACUGUCAGCAUCAGUGAUACACAGAUCAGCAGUUCUGAACUACUCCAAGUAGUAGGUAAGGCCUUGGGUAGCCAAGUCAAAGAAACCAACCUAUUUGUUUCCAGGCUUGUCUUGACGGAUUAUAUGCUCCAUGCUACUGUGGAAUUCUGUCAAACUAGACUGGCAGGUUUCAGAUCAAAAGGAGUGUCUCUUGUUGUUUUUUCUGUUUAAAGUGGAAGACCUUUACAGCAGCUGUUCAAUAUGUUAUGUAGCUAGUCUCUGGGUAAUGUGUUUUGUAUGCAAUAUUACUGUAGGCUGUCUAAAGUCUUACAAUUGUAGGCAUCUCAACAUUUAUAGUGGUGGGAUUUACAUUUAAAAAAACAUUUUAGUCAUUUAGCAGAAGCUCUUAUUCAGAGCGACUUACAGUAUUGAGUCCAUACAUUUUCAUACUGGUCCCCCUUGGGAGUCAAACCCACAACCCUGGAGUUACAAGCGCCAUGCUCUACCAACUGAGCUACACGGGAUGACAUUAGACUAACAAUAUAUGAUGGUGUUUAAUAACCAUACAUUUGCUGCGUUCUUUUUUUAAACAGAAGUCCACAAUCAUGAACCUUGUGCACAGCUAUUUAGGUAAGAUAUUAUAUUAUAAAAAAUUAUAUUGAAUUUGUUGUCCUUAAUGACAUUUUGUGACGUUACUUUUCGUUAAAUGGUUUUUCCAAAUGAUUGCUUGGUUUAUGUGCAAACUAUUAAAGUUAUGGGCUCGAAUAUAAUUAGCCUAGACUAGUGAUGUAUCUGAUACAUUAUUUAUCCAAUCUGAGAUGAAGCUUUGUCUUGAUCAUGCCAUCAUGCACAUUGUAGGCCAAAUACCGCACAGUACUUCCAUUCAACAAAUGAGUGAUGUAAUUGUCAGUGAACAGUAGAUGGCCCCACCCCACCAGAAGUUUUGAGUAACUAAUGCAGAGCUACUGUGAGGAAAUUGACUUUUUGUCUGUAUCUUUCCCCCACCAGCUUUUAUGAUUAUGCUGGACAAGUCAAUGAAGAGAGUCUUAACAGAAUUCUUAAAGACAGACGGAAAGUGAGUAUUUAUUGUAGGUCUAUUUGUAUUAAAUUUUUUUGGUAUUAUUGGCCAGUAGUAUCUAGCUAAAACACUGUCUGUGCAUCUUUUACUUGACCCCCCUGUGUAGAAUGUCAUCGGCUGGUACAGGUUCAGGAGGAACACGCAGCAGCAGAUGUCGUUCAGGGAACAGAUCAUCCAUAAGCAGCUGACCCAGCUCCUGGGUGUGCCCGACCUAGUCUUUCUCCUCUUUAGCUUAAUCUCCACAGCCAACAACUCCACACACGCCCUGGAGUAUGUGCUGUUCAGACCCAACCGCAGGUAGGACCACCCACACGUAGCUAUAUGCACCGAACAGCAUGCACAAACAGGCUGGUGCAUAUGUUGGCGAUGCUGAACAAUCCACACACCCUUAAAGGGAUUCUUAGGGAUUUUGGCAAUGAAGCCCUUUAUAUACUUCCCCAGAGUCAGAUGAACACGUGGAUAUUGUUUUUAUAUCUGUGUCCAGUAUGAAGGAAGUUGGAGGUAGUUUCGUGAGCCAAUGCUAACUAGCGUUAGUGCACUGACUGGAAGUCUACAGGAACAUUAGCAAUUGUGCUAAUGCUAGUUAGCAACUUCCUUCAAACUGCACGUAGACACGUCAAAAUGGUAUCCAUGAGUUCAUCUGACCCUGGGGAAUUAGAUAAAGGGCUUCAUUGCCAAAAUCCUGAAGUAUCCCUUUAACAAUCCACACAUGCAAACUGUACAUUAAAUUGGCUGUUGAGCCUCCUCUCUGUGUGUAUUCCCAGGCUGUUGCUCACCCUGUGCAGGCAGGUCAAUGUAUGUGAGAGUUGGAUAAAAGCAGAAAGACCCAGUGGCACAGAUUCCACUAAGGUGGCGAACAGUAGUGGCCUCUCCUUUCAGACAAAAUGGUUGCUAGUUGUGGAGGCACCUCAGGUGCAUAGGCAUAUCAUUUAUUUAGUUUAUUCCUUUAUGUAUUUGUCAGGGACCUUGUACAACAUGCCAUUGCACCAGAUUUUUCUGUAGUCCCUGGACAGAAAACAAUCAACAUCAAUAUGUCAUUACAAUGUAACACACUAUUAAAAUAUCUAUAUAUUAAACAAAUAUACAAUAGACAAUAUAAUGAUAAUAUUACAUUAGAGUUUAAAUGUCCCUUGGUCCUACAGUAUCUUACAUUUUAAGAGUCGGAAUGUCUUAAUGUUCACAUGACUGGUUUCCUUAAAGAAGGACCGUUCAAAUACAUCAUACAUUGAUUAAACAACUAUGUAAGGUCUAGCCAUUCUAUAUCUAGGGUCAGAUGGACAGCGCAGCGGGAGGUCUGUAGGGAUUCAAGGCUUGGGUGUUGGAAUCAAGCUGGGGACUUAAAUACUACUGUCUGUGGCUCGAGGGCUCAGAGUGGGUUGGUGGAGGCCUGGAGGGAUUGUGUGGGUGAAACUGGACAUUAGCAGAUUAUUACAUCUUCUGAACUCUCAACUAGAUCCAUUGGAUCUGGGCAUCAAUCAAAGCAAUGUAGUAUACUGUUGCUGCCCCAGCCAUUAAUGGGCGUAAGGGUAUUUUGAGCUAGGCUGCCUGUAGUGUAUCAUCAGACUAACUCUCUGGUUCCACCCAGCAGGUACAACCAGAGGGUGACCCUCAGCAUCCCGAACCUGGGCAACACCAGCCAGCAGGAAUACAAAGUCUCCUCUGUCCCCAACACCUCACUCAACUAUGCCAAGGUCAUCAAAGAGCAUGGGUGAGUGUCUCCCACAUGUAGGCACUGUCAACUCGUUAAUUCUUUAGUAUUGAGAAUCAUGUUUGAUGGAAAUGGGAUGUGCUGUAUGUUUUGCAGGGCUGAAUUCUUUGACAAAGACGGUGUGAUGAAGGAUAUCAGAACAAUUUUUCAAGUCUACGGUGCACUACAAGAUAAAGUGCAAGUGAGUUGGCAUUUCACUGUGAUGUCUGCACCUGUUGUAUUCGGCGCAUGUGACCAAUAACAUUUGAUUUGAAGUAUACCAUCUGCUGUAAGCAUGUGUCCCUUGCACAUAACAAUUGCUGGUAUACACAUGGCCAAAACACUAAGUGUGUUUUUUGUUAUUGCAAAAGAGAAAUAGGUUCUCUCCCUUACCACUUGUAAUAACAAAAACCGCUCAACUCCAUUACUGUGCACUGCAAUUACAAUGCUAUUAGGCCUGCUAAUGUACUGUGCAACAGCAAUUAAUACAGCUGUUACUGUAGUGUUACUGUAGCGAUUAUCAUUUCUACACACACAGCAGGUAGGGCUUACCUUGACUUCCACAUUAGAACAGUCUUCUGUCUGCAGUACACUUCUUGCAAGUUCAACAGAAGCUGCAGAAUAAUCUAUUCCUGUGAGAUUUGUGUAUCCACUUUUGGCCUAGAGAAGAAAAAAAAAAUCAGAAUGCAUAAAGAACAUGAAUAGUCAUGCAAAGGCAAAAAUGAUUGACAUAGGUGAAGAAAGCAUUCAAGCUAAUGUUGUCCUACACUGAGUGUACAAAACAUUAGGAACACCUUCCUAAUAUUGAGUUGCACCCCCCUUUUGACCUCAGAACAGCCUCAAUUCAUCAGGGCAUGGACUCUACAAGGUGUCAAAAGCACUCCACAGGGAUGCUGGCCCAUGUUGACUCGAAUGCUUCCCACAGUUGUGUCAAGUUGGCUGGAUGUCCUUUGGGUGGUGGACCAUUCUUGAUACACAGGGCUAACUGUUGAGCGUGGAAAAAAACAGCAGCGUUGCAGUUCUUCACACACUUACCCUCUGAAUGGCACACAUACACAAUCCAUGUCUCAAUUGUCUCAAGGCUUAAAAGUCCUUCUUUAACCUGUCUCCUCCAAUUCAUCUACACUGAUUGAAGUGAAUUUAACAAGUGACAUCAAUAAGGGAUCUUAGCUUUCACCUGGUCAGUCUAUGUCAUGGAAAGAGCAGGUGUUCUUAAUGUUUUGUACAUUCAGUAUAUGCUACAGGUGUGUAUGCCUAAUAGGCAUUUUUACAGCAUAGUAAUUACACAACUUUCAAUUUUUUUCAAAGCCUACCAGUUCUACUAAAAGGACACCAUUCCCUGUGCCAAUAUCAAGUACAGCAGCAUCUUCUGGGAUUCCCUCUUUUUCCAUCCACCGCAGUACACGGUCCAUACUCUCUUCUCCAAACCUUAGGAAAUAGAGAUGGGGCACAGUACAGCACAAUGACAACUGUAUAAACUUUGACCAAAUGUGUCCUUGGUAGCUGGAUAUUGUAGUAGGUGGUACACUGGGGCAAAGUGUUGGAGGCAAAUGAACGUUCCACCCAUAGACAUUAGUUCGACCCUUCUGAACACCUCUCCAAUCCAUUGUAAGUUGAUAUAGGGCUGCACAGAUCCAUUUACACUAUAACCAGUAUUAUCUUUACCAUAUCUCACCGACGUCUCCAAUGUCUUUAAAUGUCUGCAAUUCCCUCUGGUACGCAUCAUCCCAGCUAAAAAAUAAAUGGAAAUAAUGUAACACCUUGCUAGAAACAGAAGGAUACAACGUUUCAAAAAAAUAGUGGCGAAGAACAGUGCCUUAAUGUGUUUGGACCCCAGGAAACGUAUGGGGAUCCCUAAUACAUACAAAAAAGACUAA